AUGGCCUAUAAAUCCAUAAACCAUAUUACACUUCUAUACCACAUCCACUUACACUACCAAUCGGAAAACCAAACGACAAAAACAACACCCAAGAGAAUGAAACCUGCAGAGAUGGAAAGCAUUAUUCAAAUGCUAAUCGGUCAGGCAGAGGAGGAGGUCACCGCUCUAACAAACCUUCAGAGUGAUUUCUUCUUCCACAAGGAGAUGAAGAACGAAGUACUGGAAAACAUGAGUCGCUGCCCUAAGUAUACCAACUAUCUCCAGAUGAAAGACAUUCUCACCAGCAGCACAUACGAUGCAUCAAAAAGAAUCCAAGCCAUCUACAAGCUCCAGAAGGAGACCGAGGCCACCAUUAACGACCUCUAA
Lactuca virosa is the source of this 366-nucleotide messenger RNA. Lineage: Eukaryota; Viridiplantae; Streptophyta; Magnoliopsida; Asterales; Asteraceae. The record is from the annotation of a GenBank genome assembly.